UUGGCCUCCCAAAGUGCUAGGAUUACAGGCGUGAGCCACCACACCUGGCCCACACUAUUUUAUACUUUGCUUUUUUUGCAAUAAUUCACCCUGGAGAUCAUUCUCUAUUAAUAUAUAAGGAGGUGUGCGUGUGUUUUUAAACAACUGUAUAGUUUUCUUUUAUAGGGAAAGUGACAUUUAACCAAUCCCCUACUGAAGAGUAUUUAUGUCAUUUCCAUAUUACUGUUACAGUGGUGCAGUGAAUACCAAAUAUAAGUACAUACAUAUAUAUGUGAAUAUAUGUAUCUAUAUCAUUUUGAAAGGUUGUGCCAAUUUACACUUUUGUGCAAUGCAUGAAAAUACUAUUUUCGUGCCAGUCUUACCAACAAACUUUUGGAUUUUUAUCAAGUGUUAUGAAUGCAUCAUCUCAUUCAAUUACCAUACCAACCUACAAAAUAGUGAUAUUAUUCCCAUUGUAUAUAACUGUGCUGUGAGCUCACAUGGCUGGUAUGGAAGAGCUGGCUUUCCAGCAGUUAUGCUGUGCUGCCUCUUUAAUAAUUCACUUUACCUUAAAUUUAGUUAGGUUGUUUCUUUAAUCAGAUAUUUAGAAGAUUGUCAUUUUGGUUAAUAAUAUACAUGUAUGUAUAAAUAUAUAUAUACACACACAUACUUAUGCAUCUUAUAUGUGUAUCCAACUUCAUUUUGAAAGAUUAAAAAUAAGUUUUUAACGCCUAACUAUCCUCAUUAAAAUACUGCAGAUCCCAUUUUACUAAUGGAGUUUCCUUUGUUUCUUGGCUGUGGAUUUUUUGAAGAUACCUUUAAUUUAUCAUCAAUUUCUGCCUUGAUUUCAGUUAAUUAGAUUUUAUAAGGAAAUAUGUAUGUAUAAUCCAGCCUGCAAGUUUUAACACCUUUCAUGGUUGGAUGAAAUUUUAAAUGUAAAGCAUCCAUGCGAAAAUGUGUCAUGUGAUUUAUUCCUGUUUGAGUGAGUUGGUAUUUUAUUUCUUCUACUGAUGAUCUAUUAUGGGAACAGAAGCAAUCUUUGAGUAUUAUUGGUUUUUAUGUUUUGUUAGCAUUUUAUAUUUUAAAUAUUCUACUUUAGUUAUCUAAAUCAAGUUAUUAUUUAGUUUAAAUGCUUACUUUUUAGCAGAAAAAAAGUUCAGAAACAAAUUGACACCUAAAUGAGCCAAACUUAAUUAUCACUUUGUUGUGUGGUAAUAGAAAUUCAAAUAGAGUAUGUAUGUGAAUUUUGUGGUACCGUGCCUUUAAAAAAGUUUCAUGUGCUUCAGUUUCCUGGCAGACAGUUUGAGGUACUAGCUCCAUGUUGUGAUGCUGAUACAACAGAACACUGUGUACAUACAUACGUGCCCUCCCCUGGCACAGAAGAAAUGCUUUCCUUGUGUAGACAGAGUGCUAAUUAAAGGAUUUUGAACAUACUGAUUAAAAGAGACUAUGGUAACAAAGCUGCUGAGUUAUUUCUGUUCUCUUACAAAAGUCUCUGCCAUCUACUGUGACCUUUUUGGGCCUUGUGCAGUGGGGCGUGCAAUUCAUUCUGGACUGGAGAGGAUUGGAAGGGGAGGGGGAGGAGAGAAGGGAAUGUUGGCUCAAUUGGGCUGCUAGGCUCUUGGCCUUUCAUUGUAGUUAUUUUUAACCCCUUGUGUGGUUUAAAUAUACCUGGUAACAUUGCCUAAUAAAGGUUUGUGUUUAAUAACUAAUUUAUAUUGUGGUAAGAUUGUUAAUGUUAUAAAUUUUUAACUUACUCUCAUCUUAAUUAGUUCUUUGGUUAUACUUUUUCUGCCUUAAUUAUGUAAAAUUACUGGGAUAUUACUGGUCAUUGGGUUCUUUAAUUAAUAGUAUCAAGAAACAAUUAAAACCUGAAAGUGUGCUUAAAAUAUGUAAUUUAAUGAUUCACUUACUUUAAUAAUGCAUAUGAAAUUCCUAGCAAGGUCUGGCAGUCUCUCAAUUAUCUUUUAUAAUAAUAUUAUAAACUUUAAAAAGAAAACUAUUUAGAGACUUAAAACAUUAAGUAUUUAACCCCCAUAGUUGUAGGGAACAUAGCAGUUAUGUUUUUUUUUUUUUUUAACUUACUGUCCAUUAAAAUUAAGAAAGGAAAAAAAAAUCAGAAGUUUGUACUUAGCUAGGAAUCUGCAUCUUUAGAGUUCAAAACUACAAUUUGUCCUCUGAUUAGGUAUCAUUAUGUUGAACUCCAAAGGGUCAUUUACAUUCCUUUGUAACAUUGGAGCUCUGGUGUAUCGAAUUGUGUUUUGAGAUAAAUAAGCCACUAGCAGGGACUUGAACAUUCCAUUUUCUUUAGAUUUUGUUGUAUCAGCAUGUGAAUAUGCUGAAUACAACUUGUGUCCUAAAACAUUACAAGCUAUAACAUUUUCACGUUGUACUCAAAUUUCUUCAUCAUCUGUAUUAUAUGAAUUUUGUGUACUGUUUUGUGGGUGGAUUUCUAAGAUAAGAUUGGCAGUUCCUACUAGCUUUUUAAAAAGAUCCUCAGGUUGCUGUAGCUGGAUGAUCACAUGUCAUUUAAUUUCCGAUCCUUAAAAUGGAGAUCCUUAAAAUGGAGUGCCGGCUACAUAAGUUUGCAGACUGUCUUUUUAUGACCCUGUGUUUAUGGAAUUGCCCUGAAGCCAUGGAAUGUGAGGAUGGGUUUCAUUGUAGCAGUGUGGGUUUGUUGAGUUUUGCCAGUGUAUUUUAUAACAAGAAAUAGGAGACUUGUUGGAUAAUUCAAGGCUAUAUUUUGGCCAGUUGAUACUCUUCAUGAUGGAAUUAUAAGAAAGAUUAUAUAUUUCUAAAAGAUGGCGGCAAGGCAUCCCAGGCAAAUGUAAGAAUAGGCGAUGUGGUUCUCAGCAUUGAUGGAAUAAGUGCACAAGGAAUGACUCAUCUUGAAGCCCAGAAUAAGAUUAAGGGUUGUACAGGCUCUUUGAAUAUGACUCUGCAAAGAGCAUCUGCUACACCCAAGCCUGAGCCGGUUCCUGUUCAAAAGGGAGAACCUAAAGAAGUAGUUAAACCUGUGCCCAUUACAUCUCCUGCUGUGUCCAAAGUCACUUCCACAAACAACAUGGCCUACAAUAAGGCACCACGGCCUUUUGGUUCUGUGUCUUCACCAAAAGUCACAUCCAUCCCAUCACCAUCGUCUGCCUUCACCCCAGCCCAUGCGACCACUUCAUCACAUGCUUCCCCUUCACCCGUGGCUGCCGUCACUCCUCCCCCGUUUGCUGCAUCUGGACUGCAUGCUAAUGCCAAUCUUAGUGCUGACCAGUCUCCAUCUGCACUGAGCGCUGGUAAAACUGCAGUUAAUGUCCCACGGCAGCCCACAGUCACCAGCGUGUGUUCCGAGACUUCUCAGGAGCUAGCAGAGGGACAGAGAAGAGGAUCCCAGGGUGACAGUAAACAGCAAAAUGGUAACCCUGGCACUGUGAAAAUCCCACCUAAACGCCCACCAAGAAAACACAUUGUGGAGCGCAAUACAGAGUUUUAUCAUAUACCCACUCACAGUGAUGCCAGCAAGAAGAGACUGAUUGAGGAUACUGAAGACUGGCGUCCAAGGACUGGAACAACUCAGUCUCGCUCUUUCCGAAUCCUUGCCCAGAUCACUGGGACUGAACAUUUGAAAGAAUCUGAAGCUGAUAAUACAAAGAAGGCAAAGUUUGACAGUUCUCUGGAAGACCUGCCUAAGAGUGGACCUCACCCACCUGCAACUCCUCAGGUGUUAACCAUUGGUAGCCAAGUGGCCAUACUUUCUAAAGUAGCAACUACUUAUUCUAGUUUAAGCAGCUCCACAGGAAAUGUGGAAGAUUCUUUCGAAGGUUUUCGAAACUUUUCUACCUUCUCUUCUCCUGCUAGAUACAGUGCUGCAGUUCUGAGCAGUGCAGCUGCUACUGUGUCUGCUGUUAUUGCUGCAAAAACCAGGCUCUACACUCCUGAAAGAUAUCACUCGCUCUUGGAUGCACUUUGCAUCAGUCCUGUCUCCAAGCCUUUAGCUUUUUCCUAUCUGCAGUCCUCAAGGAAAUCAACUGACUCUAUCCAUGUUAAGAAAACAAGUAACUCUCAGGAGCCUUCUCCACAGUUGACUUCCUCAGUAGCUUCCACACGGAGCAUGCCCGAAAGCCUGGACAGCCCAGCCUCCGGCAGACCAGGAGUAGCCAGCCUCACAACUGCAGCUGCCUUCAAGCCUGUAGGAUCCACCGGUGUCAUCAAGUCACCAAGCUGGCAACGGCCAAACCAAGCAGGUAGCCCAAAAAAAUCUCUUACUUCUUGCUUUUCAUAAUGAGUGUCAUUAUGAAAAUGUGUUCUGGGAUAUAUGGUAGAAUUCACUGGUAAAACCCAUUCUCAAUAAUCUAAGAUUUAGAAAGGACUGUCAAGAUUAACUAUAGCUAUUUUUCUCUCUGAGACAUCUCAUAAACAUUCUUUGUGUGUAUUUGAUACAGUUGCAUUUGCUAUUCAUAAUUGUAGGAUUGGGCAUUUCCUUGUUUCCCAGAAUACUCAGGAAGCAUGUGUUGAAUUGUAAAUUUGGGUCUUAUUUAAUAACAAAAUAUAUUGUUGUAAGGUUAUGCUUGGAAAUACAACAUUUUAGUUUUGAUGAUACGUACAAAUAACCACAGAAACAUUAUUGCCAUCAAACAAUUACUGAAGAAAGCACCUUCCAAUUCUUGUUCUCACAAUUUAUGUAGCAUAGGGAAAGAAGGACACAGCACUAGAAAGAGCAUUUGAGCAGCAGGAUGGAACAUCUUGGCCUCAGUCUGAAAACCUGAGUUGUCAUUGACUUCUACAGAUUAACGGCUUUAAAUAAAGUCACAUAGCCUCUUUGAUACCCUCAGUUUUCUGAUCUACAAAAUGAAGAAAGACUAGCCAGGUGCAGUGGCUCACACAUGUACUCCCAGGACUU
Cercocebus atys (sooty mangabey) is the source of this 4870-nucleotide messenger RNA. It is a transcript of the gene PDLIM5, whose product is annotated as PDZ and LIM domain 5. The coding region runs from base 2858 to 4252 and encodes 464 amino acids. Gene Ontology annotation, biological process: heart development; actin cytoskeleton organization; muscle structure development. Gene Ontology annotation, molecular function: muscle alpha-actinin binding; actin binding. The transcript is spliced from 12 exons. Gene Ontology annotation, cellular component: Z disc; adherens junction; stress fiber. NCBI's taxonomy places the organism in Eukaryota, Metazoa, Chordata, Mammalia, Primates, Cercopithecidae. The record is from RefSeq and is a predicted model, not a curated record.